Leucoraja erinaceus (little skate) is the source of this 13192-nucleotide messenger RNA. Its product is annotated as serine-rich adhesin for platelets-like. The record is from RefSeq and is a predicted model, not a curated record. The transcript has a single exon. The coding region runs from base 119 to 13192 and encodes 4357 amino acids. NCBI's taxonomy places the organism in Eukaryota, Metazoa, Chordata, Chondrichthyes, Rajiformes, Rajidae.
AGGACAGACAUUGUCCAAAACUACUGCAGGAGAGAUCACGUCCCAAACCUCUAAAGGACAGACAACAUCCCAAAAUAUCACCGAAGAGACCAAUUCGCAAACUACAACAGGACAGAAGAUGUCCCAAAAUACUGCAGGGGCUACCAAGACCAAAACUACUGCAGGAGAGACCAUGUCCCUAUCUAAUACAGGAGAGUCUAUGUCCCAAUCUACUACAUUAGAGACCACAUCCCAAACUACUGCAGCAGAUAUCACUUCUGAAACUACUACAGGAGAGACAUUGUCCCAAACAGCAAGAGGUGAGACCACAGUCCAAAUUACUGCAGUAGAGACCAUGUCCCUGAGAACAAUGGGAGAGACGAUGUCUCAAUCUACUACAGGAGAGAACACAUCCAGAACUAUUGCUGGAGAGACUAUGGCCCAAUCUACUGGAGCAGAGACAACAUCUGCAGGAGAGAUGACAUCUGAAACUACUACAGAAGAAACCUUAUCCCAAACUGCUGCUGGAGAAUCCAUAUCCCUAACUACUGAUGGAGAGACCACAUCCAAACUUACAACAGGCCAGACAUCAUUCCAAACUACUUCAGGAGAUAUUACAUCCAAAACUAAUGCAGGAAAGAUAAUGUCCCAAACAAUAGCAGGAGUGACCCAAACUACUGCAGAGCAGACCAUGUCCCAAAUUGCAACAAGAGAGUCCAUGUCCCAAUCGAUAACAGAAGAGACCACAUCCCAAACUACUGCAGCAGGGAUCACAUCUGAAACUACUAUAGGAGAGACAAUGUCCCAAACUGCAACGGAUGAAAUCACGGCCCAAACUACUGUAGUAGAUACCUUGUUUCAAACUACUGCAGGGGAGAUGAUGUCUCAAAGUACAACAGGGGAGACUCUGUCCCAAAGUACAACAAGAGAGACUAAACUCAAAACUACUGCAGGAGAGACCAUGUCCCAGAGAACAGUGGGAGAGACAGUGUCUCAAUCUAUUACAGGAGAGACCACAUCCACAACUAUUGCAGGAGAGAGCACGGCCCAAUCUACUGGAGGAGAGGCAACAUCCCAAAUGACUGCUGGAGAGAUGACAUCUAAAACUACUACAGGAGAGAUAAUGUCCCAACCUCCUGCAGGAGAAAUCACAUCCAUACCUACUGAAGGAGAGACCACAUCCCAAUAUACAACAGGACAGACAUCAUCCCAAACUGCUGCAGGAGAGAUCAUAUCCCAAACUACUGAAGGAGCAAUAACAUCCCAAACUAUCACAGAAGAGAGCUUGUCUCAAACCACAACAGGACUAAUGGUAUCCCAAACUACUGCAGGAGAGACAACCACUGAAACUACUGCUGGAGAGACCACAACCCAAACACCUGUAGGAGAGACAAUGUUAAAAACUACCACAGGAGAGAUCAUGUCCCAAACUACUGCAGAAAAGACCACAUCACUAACUAUCGAAAUAGAGACCAUGCCCCAAUCUACAACAGGAAAAAUCAUUUCCCAAAGUAUUGAAGAAGAAACCACAUCCAAAAUUACCAUAGGAGAGACCGCGUCCCAAACUACUGCAGGAGAGACCAUGUUCCAGAAUACAACAGGAGAAAUGAUGUCUAAAUCUAUUACAGGAGAGGCAGCGACUCAAACAAUUGCACCAGUGACUACGGCCCAAACUACUGCAGGAGAGCUGACAUCUGAAAUUACUACAGCAAACACAAUGUUCCAAACUACUUCAGGAGUGACAUCCCAAACAACUGCAGAACAGACCAUGUUCCAAUCUACUACAGAAGAGACAACAUUCCAAACUACUGCAGGAGUGACCAUGCCCCAAACAACUGCAGGAGAGACCAUGACCCAGAGUACAGUGGGGAAGACAAUGACUCAAUCUACUACAGGAGAGAACAUGUCCAGAACUAUUGCAGGAGAGACUACGGCCCAAGCUACUAGAGGAGACACAACACCCCAAACUGCUGCUGGAGAGAUGACAUCCGAAACUACUACAGGAGGGACAAUGUCCCAAACUACUGCAGGAAAGAAAAUGUCCCAAACUACUGCAGGAGAGGAAAUGUCCCAAACUACUGCAGGAGAAACCACAUCACUAACUACUGAUGGAGUGACCACAUACCACAGUACAACAGGAUAUUCAUCAUCCCAAAUUACUGCAGGGGAGACAACAGCCCAAGCUACUGCAGGAAUGACAACAUCUCUAAUUACUGAUGGUGAGACCAUGUCCCAAUCUGUAACUGAAAAAAUAAUUUCCCAAAGAACUGAAGAGGAAUCCACAUCCAAAACUACCAGAGGAGAGGCUACAUCCCAAACUACUGCAGGAGAGAUCAUAUCCCCGAGUACAACAGGAGGGAUGACAUCUGAAAUUACUACAACAGAGAUGAUGACCCAAACCAGUUCAGGAGUGACAACGUCCCAAACUCCCGCUGAACAGACCAUGUCCCAAUCUACUGCAGAAGAGAGCAAAUUCCAAUCUACUACAGGAGAGACAAUUUCCCAAACUGCCAAAGGUGCGACCACCUCUCAAACUAUUGCAGUAGAGAUGAUGUCCCAAAGUACAACAGUGGAAACUCAGUCCCAAAGUACAUCAAGAGAGACUACAGUGCAAACUACUGAAGGAGAGACCAUGUCCCAGAGAACAGCGGGAAAGACAACGUCUCAAACAACUACAGGAGAGACUACAUCCAGAAGUAAUGCAGGAGGGAGCACAACCCAUUCUACUGGAGGAGAGACAACAUCCCAAACUAGUGCUGGAGAGAUGACAUCCGGAACUACUACAAGAGAGACAAUGUCUCAAACUCCUGCAGGAGAAACCACAUCUAUAACUACUGACGGGGAGACCACAUCUCAACCUACAACAGGACAGACAUCGUCCCAAACUACCGCAGGAGAGAUCAUAUCCCAAACUACUGAAGGCACAACGACAUCCCAAACUAUCACAGAAGAGAGCUUGUCUCAAACUACUACAGGACAUAUGAUAUCCCAAAAUACUGCAGGAGAGACUAUGUCCCAGAGUACAACAGGGGAGAUGAUGUCUCAAUCUACUACAGCAGAGACCACAACCCAAACAAUUGCACCAGUGACUACGGCCCAAGCUACUGCAGGAAUGCUGACAUCUGAAAUUACUACAGCAGAGACAAUGUCCCAAACUAGUUCAGUAGUGACAACAUCACAACAUACUGCAGAACAGACCAUGUUCCAAUCUUCUACUGAAGAGACCACAUUCCAAACUACAACAGGAGAGACCAUGUCCCAAAUUACUGCAGUAGAGACAACGGCCGAAACUACUGCAGCAGAGAACACCGCUCAAACAUCUGCAGGAGAGACAACGAUAAAAACUACAACAGGAGAGAUCAUGUCUCAUACUACUGCAGAAGAGACUUCAUCACGAACUAUUGAAGUGGAGACCAUGUCCCAAUCUACAACAGGAAAAAUAAUUUCCCAAAGUACUGAAGAAAAAACAACGUCCAAAAUUAACAUAGGAAAGACCGCAUCCCAAACUAUUGCAGGAGAGACCAUGUCCCAGAUUACAACAGGGGAGAUGAUGUUUCAAUCUACUACAGGAGAGACCACAAUCCAAACAAUUGCACCAGUGACUACGACCAAAGCUGCUGCAGGAGAGAUGACAUCUGAAAUUACAAUAGCAGAGACAAUGUCCCAAACUAGUUCAGUAGUGACAACAUCCCAACCUACUGCAGAACAGACCAUGUUCCAAUCUUCUGCUGAAGAGACCACAUUCCAAACUACAACAGGAGAGACCAUGUCCCAAUCUAUAGCAGUUGAGACCGCAUCCCAAAAUACUGCACCAGAGAUCGCACCUGAAACUACUACAGGAGAGACAAUGUCCCAAACUGCCACAGGUGAGACCACAACACAAACUAUUGCAGAAGAGAUGAUGUCCCAAAGCACAACAGUGGAGACUCGGUUCCAAAAUACAUCAAGCGAGACUACAGUCGAAACUACAGCAGGAGAGACCAUGUCCAGAGCAAAUGCAGGAGAGAGCACGGUCCAAUCAACUGGAAGUGAGGCAACAUCUCAAACUACUGCUGUUGACAUGACAUCCGAAUCUACUACAAGAGAGACAAUUUCCCAAACUCCUGCAGGAGAAACCACAUCUAUAACUACUGAAGGAGAGACCACAUCUCAACCUAGAACAGGACAGACAUUGUCCCAAACUACUGCAGGAGAGAUCAUAUCCCAAACUACUGAAGGCGCGACAACAUCUCAAACUAUCACAGAAGAGAGCUUCUCUCAAAUUACAAAAGGACAUGUGAUAUCCCAAAAUACUGCAGGAGAGACAACAGAGAGUACUCCAGGAAAGAACAUUUCCCAGAGUACUGAAGAAGAAACCACGUCCAAAACUACCAUUGGAGAGACCGUGUUCCGAACUACUGCAGGAGAGACUAUGUCCCAGAGUACAACAGGGAAGAUGAUGUUUCAAUCUACUACAGGAGAGACCACAACCCAAACAAUUGUACCAGUGACUAUGGCCCAAGCUACUGCAGGAGAGCUGACAUCUGAAAUUACUACAGCAGAGACAAUGUCCCAAACUAGUUCAGUAGUGACAACAUCCCAACCUACUGCAGAACAGACCAUGUUCCAAUCUUCUACUGAAGAGACCACAUUCCAAACUACAACAGGAGAGGCCAUGUUGCAAUCUACAGCAGUAGAGACCGCAUCGCAAACUAAUGCACCAGAGAUUGCAUCUGAAUCUACUACAGGAGAGACAAUGUCCCUAACUGCCAUAGGUGAGACCACCUCCCAAACUAUUGCAGUAGAGAUGAUCUCCCAAAGUACAACAGUGGAGACUCAGUCCCAAAGUACAUCAAGCGAGACUACAGUGCAUACUACUGCAGGAGAGACAACAUCCAGUAUUAAUGCAGGAGAGAGCACGGCCCCUUCUACUGGAGGAGAGACAACAUCACAAACUAGUGCUGGAGAGAUGGCUUCUGAAAUUACUAUAGGAGAGACAAUGUCCCAAACUCCAGCAGGAGAAAUCACAUCCAUAACCACAGAAGGAGAGACCACAUCCCAACGUCCAACACGGCAGAUAUCGUUUCAAACUACGGCAGGAGAGAUCAUAUCCCAAACUUCUGAAGGUGCGACAACAUCCCAAACUAUCACAGAAGAGAGCUUGUCUCAAACUACAAUAGGACAGACGAUAUCCCUAAUUACUGCAGGAGAGACAACGGCCGAAACUACUGCAGCAGAGAACACUGCCCAAACUUCUGCAGGAGAGACAACGAUAAAAACUACUACAGGAGAGAUCGUGUCUCCAACUACUGCAGAAGAGACUACAUCACGAACUAUUGAAGUAGAGACCAUGUUCCAAUCUACAACAGGAAAAAUAAUUUCCCAAAGUACUGAAGAAGAAAGCACAUCUAAAAUUACCAUAGGAGAGACUGCGUCCCAAACUACUGCAGGAGAGACCAUGUCCGUAAUUACAACAGGGGAGAUGAUGUUUCAAUCUACUACAGGAGAGACCACAACCCAAACAAUUGCACCCGUGACUACGGCCCAAGCUACUGCAGGAGUGCUGACAUCUGAAAUUACUACAGCAGAGACAAUGUCCCAAUCUACUUCAGUAGUGACAACAUCCCAACCUACUGCAGAACAGAACAUGUUCCAAUCUUCUACUGAAGAGACCACAUUCCAAACUACAACAGGAGAGACCAUGUCCCAAUCUACAUCAGUAGAGACCGCAUCACAAAAUACUGCACCAGACAUCACAUCUGAAACUAGCACAGGAGAGACAACGUCCAGAAUUAAUUCUGGAGAGAGCAUGGCCCAUUCUACUGGGGGAGAGACAACAUCCCAAACUAGUGCUAGAGAGAUGGCUUCUGAAGUUACUAUACGAGAGACAAUGUUCCAAACUCUAGCAGGAGAAAUCACAUCCAUAACCACAGAAGGAGAAACCACAUCUCAACGUACAACAGGGCAGAUAUCGUCCCAAACUAUGGCAAGAGAGAUCAUAUCCCAAACUACUGAAGGAGCGAAAACAUCCCAAACUAUCACAGAAGAGAACUUGUCUCCAGCUUCAACAGCACAAAUGGUAUCCCAAAAUACUGCAGGAGAGAAAACGGCUGCAACUACUGCAGGAGAGACAACGUUAAAAACUACCACAGGAGAUAUCACAUCUCUAACUACUGCAAAAGAGACUACAUCAUUAACUAUAGAAGAAGAGAACAAGUCCCAAUCUACAGCAGAAAAAAUAAUUUCCCAAAGUACUGAAGAUACGACGUCUAAAACUACCAUAGGAGAGAUCGUGCCCCAAACUACUGCAGGAGAGUCCAUGUCCCAGAGUACAAUAGGGGAAAUGAUGUCUCAAUCUACUACAGGGAAGACGGUGACCCAAACAAUUGCACCAGUGACUAUGGCCCAAGCUCCUACAAGAGAGCUGACAUCUGAAAUUAUUACAGCAGAGACAAUGUCCCAAACUAGUUCAGUAGUAACAAUAUCCCAAACUCCUGUAGAACAGACCAUGUUCCAAUCUUCUACUGAAGGGACCACAUUCCAAACUACAACAGGUGGUACCAUGUCUCAAUCAACAGCAGUAGUGACCGCAUCACAAAAUACUGCACCAGAGAUCACAUCUGUAACUACUACAGGAGAGACAAUGUCCCAAACUGCCGCAGCUGAGAUCACAUCCCAAACUAUUGCAGUAGAGAUGAUGUCCCAAAUUACAACAGUGGAGUCCCAGUCACAAAGUACAUCAAGAGAGACUACAGUGCAUACUACUGCAGGAGAGACUACAUUCAGAAUUAAAGCUGGAGAGAUCACGGUCCAUUCUAUUGGAGGAGAGACAACAUCCCAAACUGGUGCUGGAGAUAUGGCAUCUGAAACUACUACAGGAGAGACAAUGUCCCAAACGCCUGAGGGAGAAAUCACAUCCAUGACCACAGAAGGAGAGACCAUAUCCCAACGUACAACAGGACAGACAUCGUCCCAAACUACGGCAGGAGAGAUCAUAUCCCAAACUACUGAAGGAGUGAAAACAUCACAAACUAUCACAGAAGAGAGCUUGCCUCAAACUAAAACAGGACAGACGUUAUCCCAAAAUACUGCAGGAGAGACAACGGCCAAAACUUCUGCCGCGGGGAACGCCGCACAAACUUCUGCAGGAGAGACAACGAUAAAAACUACUACAGGAGAGAUCAUGUCUCCAACUACUGCAGAAGAGACUACAUCACGAACUAUUGAAGUAGAGACCAUGUCCCAAUCUACAACAGGAAAAAUAAUUUCCCAAAGUAAUGCAGAAGAUACCACGUCCAAAACUACCAAAGGAGAGACCGCGUCCCAAACUAAUGCAAGAGAUACCAUAUCCCCAAGUACAAUAGGGGAGAUGAUGUUUCAAUCUACUACAGGAGAGACCACAACCCAAACAAUUGCACCAGUGACUAUGCUCCAAGCUACUGCAGGAGAUCUGACAUCUGAAAUUACUACAGCACAGACAAUGUCUCAAACUAGUUCAGUAGUGACAACAUCCCAACCUACUGCAGAACAUACCAUGUUCCAAUCUUCUACUGAAGAGACCACAUUCCAAACUACAACAGGACAGAUCAUGUCCCAAUCUACUGCAGUAGAGACCGCAUCCCAAAAUACUGCCCCAGAAAUCACAUCUGAAACUAUUACGGGAGAGACAAUGUCCCAAACUGACACAGGUGAGACCAUGACACAAACUAUUGCAGCAGAGAUGAUGUCACAAAGUAGAACAGUGGAGACACAGUUUCAAAGUACAUCAAGAGAGACCACAUUCCAAACUACAAUUGGAGAGACCAUGUCCCAAUCAACAGCAGUAGAGACCGUAUCCCAAAAUAAUGCACCAGAGAUCACUUCUGAAACUACUGCAGGAGAGACCAUGUCCCAAAGUGCCACAGGUGUGACCAUCUCUCAAACUAUUGCAGUAGAGAUGAUGUCCCAAAGUACAACAGUGGAGACUCAGUCCCAAAAGACAUCAAAUGAGACUACACUGCAAAAUACUGCAGGAGAGACCAUGUCCCAGAGAACAGCAGGAGAGACAACGGCUCAAUCUACUACAGGAGAGUCCACGUCCAGAGCAAAUGCAGGAGAGAGCACGGUCCAAUCAACUGGAGGUGAGAGAACAUCUCAAACUACUGCUGGUGUCAAGACAUCCAAAACUACUACAAGAGAGACAAUGUCCCAAACUCCUGCAGGAGAAACCACAUCUAUACCUACUGAAGGAGAGACCACAUCUCAACCUACAACAGGACAGACAUUGUCCCAAACUACUGCAGGAGAGACCAUGUCCCAGAGUACAACAGGAGAGAUGAUGUCUCAAUCUAUCACAGGAGAGACCAUGACCCAAACAAUUGCACCAGUGACAUCAGCCCAAGCAACUACAGAGGAGCUGACAUCUGAAACAAUUUCAGUAGUGACAAUAUCCCAAACUCCUGUAGAACAGACCAUGUUCCAAUCUUCAACUGAAGAGAUCACAUUCAAAACUACAACAGGAGAGACUAUGUCCCAAUCUACAGCAGUAGAGACCACAUCCCAAAAUACUGCACCUGCGAUCACAUCUGAAUCUACUACAGGAGAGACAAUGUCCCUAACUGCCAUAGGUGAGACCACCUCCCAAACUAUUGCAGUAGAGAUGACCUCCCAAAGUACAACGGUGGAGACUCAGUCCCAAAGUAUAUCAAGAGAGACUACAGUGCAUACUACUGCUGGAGAGACAACGUCCAGUAUUAAUGCAGGAGAGAGCACGGCCCAUUCUACUGGAGGAGAGACAACAUCACAAACUAGAGCUGGAGAGAUGGCUUCUGAAAUUACAAUAGGAGAGACAAUGUCCCAAACUCCAGCAGGAGAAAUCACAUCCAUAACCACAGAAGGAGAGACCACAUCCCAACGUACAACACGGCAGAUAUUGUUUCAAACUUCGGCAGGAGAGAUCAUAUCCCAAACUUCUGAAGGUGCGACAACAUCCCAAAUUAUCACAGAAGAGAGCUUGUCUCAAACUACAAUAGGACAGACGAUAUCCCAAAUUACUGCAGGAGAGACAACGGCCGAAACUACUGCAGCAGAGAACACAGCACAAACUUCUGCAGGAGAGACAACGAUAAAAACUACUACAGGAGAGAUCGUGUCUUCAACUACUGCAGAAGAGACUACAUCACGAACUAUUGAAGUAGAGACCAUGUCCCAAUCUACAACAGGAAAAAUAAUUUCCCAAAGUACUGAAGAAGAAAGCACAUCUAAAAUUACCAUAGGAGAGACCGCGUCCCAAACUACUACAGGAGAGACCAUGUCCGUAAUUACAACAGGGGAGAUGAUAUUUCAAUCUACUACAGGAGAGACCACAACCCAAACAAUUGCACCCGUGACUACGGCCCAAGCUACUGCAGGAGUGCUGACAUCUGAAAUUACUACAGCAGAGACAAUGUCCCAAACAAGUUCAGUAGUGACAACAUCCCAACCUACUGCAGAACAGACCAUGUUCCAAUCUUCUACUGAAGAGACCACAUUCCAAACCACAACAGGAGAGGCCAUGUCGCAAUCUACAGCAGUAGUGACCGCAUCCCAAAAUACUGCACCAGAGAUUGCAUCUGAAACUACUACAGGAGAGACAAUGUCCCAAACUGCCACAGGUGUGACCAUCUCUCAAACUAUUGCAGUAGAGAUGAUGUCCCAAAGUACAACAGUGGAGACUCAGUCCCAAAAGACAUCAAGAGAGACUACAGUGCAAACAACUGCAGGAGAGACCAUGUCCCAGAGAACAGCAGGAGAGACAACGGCUCAAUCUACUACAGGAGAGUCCACGUCCAGAGCAAAUGCAGGAGAGAGCACGGUCCAAUCAACUGGAGGUGAGAGAACAUCUCAAACUACUGCUGGUGACAAGACAUCCAAAACUACUACAAGAGAGACAAUGUCCCAAACUCCUGCAGGAGAAACCACAUCUAUACCUACUGAAGGAGAGACCACAUCUCAACCUACAACAGGACAGACAUUGUCCCAAACUACUGCAGGAGAGACCAUGUCCCAGAGUACAACAGGAGAGAUGAUGUCUCAAUCUAUCACAGGAGAGACCAUGACCCAAACAAUUGCACCAGUGACAUCAGCCCAAGCUACUACAGAGGAGCUGACAUCUGAAACUAUUUCAGUAGUGACAAUAUCCCAAACUCCUGUAGAACAGACCAUGUUCCAAUCUUCAACUGAAGAGAUCACAUUCAAAACUACAACAGGAGAGACUAUGUCCCAAUCUACAGCAAUAGAGAUUACAUCCCAAAAUACUGCAUCUGAGAUCACAUCUGGCUCUACUACAGGAGAGACAAUGUCCCUAACUGCCAUAGGUGAGACCACCUCCCAAACUAUUGCAGUAGAGAUGAUCUCCCAAAGUACAACAGUGGAGACUCAGUAUCAAAGUACAUCAAGAGAGACUACAGUGCAUACUACUGCUGGAGAGACAACGUCCAGUAUUAAUGCAGGAGAGAGCACGGCCCAUUCUACUGGAGGAGUGACAACAUCACAAACUAUUGUUGGAGAGAUGGCUUCUGAAAUUACUAUAGGAGAGACAAUGUCCCAAAUUCCAGCAGGAGAAAUCACAUCCAUAACCACAGAAGGAGAGACCACACCCCAACGUACAACAUGGCAGAUAUUGUUUCAAACUACAGCAGGAGAGAUCAUAUCCCAAACUUCUGAAGGUGCGACAACAUCCCAAACUAUCACAGAAGAGAGCUUGUCUCAAACUACAAAAGGACAGACUAUAUCCCAAAUUACUGCAGGAGAGACAACGGCCGAAACUACUGCAGCCGAGAACACCGCACAAACUUCUGCAGGAGCGACAACGAUAAAAACUACUACAGGAGAGAUCGUGUCUCCAACUACUGCAGAAGAGACUACAUCACGAACUAUUGAAGUAGAGACCAUGUCCCAAUCUACAACAGGAAAAAUAAUUUCCCAAAGUACUGAAGAAGAAAGCACAUCUAAAAUUACCAUAGGAGAGACCGCGUCCCAAACUACUGCAGGAGAGACCAUGUCCAUAAUUACAACAGGGGAGAUGAUGUUUCAAUCUACUACAGGAGAGACCACAACCCAAACAAUUGCAUCCGUGACUACGGCCCAAGCUACUGCAGGAGUGCUGACAUCAGAAAUUACUACAGCAGAGACAAUGUCCCAAACUAGUUCAGUAGUGACAACAUCCCAACCUACUGCAGAACAGACCAUGUUCCAAUCUUCUACUGAAGAGACCACAUUCCAAACUACAACAGGAGAGGCCAUGUCGCAAUCUACAGCAGUAGUGACCGCAUCCCAAAAUACUGCACCAGAGAUUGCAUCUGAAACUACUACAGGAGAGACAAUGUCCCAAACUGCUACAGGUGUGACCAUCUCUCAAUCUAUUGCAGUAGAGAUGAUGUCCCAAAGUACAGCAGUGGAGACUCAGUCCCAAAAGACAUCAAAUGAGACUACAGCGCAAACUACUGCAGGAGAGACCAUGUCCCAGAGAACAGCAGGAGAGACAACGGCUCAAUCUACUACAGGAGAGUCCACGUCCAGAGCAAAUGCAGGAGAGAGCACGGUCCAAUCAACUGGAGGUGAGAGAACAUCUCAAACUACUGCUGGUGACAAGACAUACAAAACUACUACAAGAGAGACAAUGUCCCAAACUCCUGCAGUAGAAACCACAUCUAUACCUACUGAAGGAGAGACCACAUCUCAACCUACAACAGGACAGACAUUGUCCCAAUCUACUACAGGAGAGACAAUGUCACUAACUGCCAUAGGUGAGACCACCUCCCAAACUAUUGCAGUAGAGAUGAUCUCCCAAAGUACAACAGUGGAGACUCAGUCCCAAAGUACAUCAAGAGAGACUACAGUGCAUACUACUGCAGGAGAGACAACGUCCAGUAUUAAUGCAGGAGAGAGCACGGCCCAUUCUACUGGAGGAGAGACAACAUCACAAACUAGUGCUGGAGAGAUGGCUUCUGAAAUUACUAUAGGAGAGACAAUAUCUCAAACUCCAGCAGGAGAAAUCACAUCCAUAACCACAGAAGGAGAGACCACAUCCCAACGUACAACACGGCAGACAUCGUUUCAAACUACGGCAGGAGAGAUCAUAUCCCAAACUUCUGAAGCGACAACAUCCCAAACUAUCACAGAAGAGAGCUUGUCUCAAACUACAAUAGGACAGACGAUAUCCCAAAUUACUGCAGGAGAGACAACGGCCGAAACUACUGCAGCAGAGAACACCGCCCAAACUUCUGCAGGGGAGACAACGAUAAAAACUACUACAGGAGAGAUCGUGUCUCCAACUACUGCAGAAGAGACUACAUCACGAACUAUUGAAGUAGAGACCAUGUCCCAACCUACAACAGGAAAAAUAAUUUCCCAAAGUACUGAAGAAGAAAGCACAUCUAAAACUACCAUAGGAGAGACCGCGUCCCAAACUACUACAGGAGAGACCAUGUCCGUAAUUACAACAGGGGAGAUGAUGUUUCAAUCUACUACAGGAGAGACCACAACCCAAACAAUUGCACCCGCGACUACGGCCCAAGCUACUGCAGGAGUGCUGACAUCUGAAAUUACUACAGCAGAGACAAUGUCCCAAACUAGUUCAGUAGUGACAACAUCCCAACCUACUGCAGAACAGACCAUGUUCCAAUCUUCUACUGAAGAGACCACAUUCCAAACUACAACAGGAGAGGCCAUGUCGCAAUCUACAGCAGUAGAGACCGCAUCCCAAAAUACUGCACCAGAGAUUGCAUCUGAAACUACUACAGGAGAGACUAUGUCCCAAACUGCCACAGGUGUGACCAUCUCUCAAACUAUUGCAGUAGAGAUGAUGUCCCAAAGUACAACAGUGGAGACUCAGUCCCAAAAGACAUCAAGAGAGACUACAGUGCAAAUAACUGCAGGAGAGACCAUGUCCCAGAAAACAGCAGGAGAGACUACGGCUCAAUCUACUACAGUAGAGUCCACGUCCAGAGCAAAUGCAGGAGAGAGCACGGUCCAAUCAACUGGAGGUGAUAGAACAUCUCAAACUACUGCUGGUGACAAGACAUACAAAACUAUUACAAGAGAGACAAUGUCCCAAACUCCUGCAGGAGAAACCACAUCUAUAUCUACUGAAGGAGAGACCACAUCUCAACCUACAUCUACUGUCCCAAAAGGAGGAGAGACCACCACAUCUCAAUCUAUCACAGGAGAGUCCAUGACAGACCAUUGUCAGCCCAAGCUACUACAGAGGAGCUGA